UGAGAUAUGUGGGGUUCAAAAUAAUCCUGUGGCUGAAGUGGGGAAAAGUGGGUGGGUCCAUACCCACUUCAGCUACAAUUGGGUCUGUUCAGCGAUUGUUGGAACCAGGGUGAUGACUACAUAGGGGUUUAUUGAACGAUUCUACUUUUGUAUACUCUUUUGGGGAAAAGUUGGAAAACUUUUCAUAAUAAAACUUAAAUUGUGCAUUUUCUUUUUGUGUGUCCUGUGAGUUGAAAUAACUAGUAAAUGUUAUCACCCACUUACGGAGACCAAUACAACAGCUUUCUGGGGUUUUGUAAAAUAAGAUCAGUAGCCUGUUUGGCAUUCAAAGAGAGAAAACAUUUGGUCAGGCUUAUCCAAACAAAUUUACUUGAGUGAAUUUAAACUUUAAAUAAAAGGGAUACGAAAAAGGUAAAGCUGGCUUAGUUCAGCCAUUCGUCAGAGAUAUACCAGUAUUACUGCAUUCAGAUAAAUCAAUGAGACGAAACAACUCUUACUUUAUGUUCUGCCAUUUGCACUGACCACGGUCACAUCUCUUGUAAUGGCCAUUGCAUGCUCUAACGCUGUGGUAGGAUGAUAUUUUACUUUGUCUCUUAUUUAAUUAGAAAACUUUCGAUGUUUUAAAACCAAAUUUAAUAGUUACUAAGAUUACAUUAAAAGUUGUUAUAACAAACAUUUCUAAAAUUAUAGCCAAAAAUGAAACAUUAUAACAUCAUAGCAUAUGUUAAGUCCUCAACAUUAAUACUUUUUUAGUAUAGGAAAUCCAUUGAUUUAAUUUUAAAAAGAAUGUCAUCAUGGACUGAAUUAGUGCCGGUUCGUUCUGUGAUUUGUUAGGUUUUCAAAUAUACAUCCUGUUAUUGUACUGAGGUGGACAGGGAUUCUCUCAAUUUUAAUAAUGGAAAAACAGUAAGAAGAACACAUUGAGUUGAUUUUCACAUUAUUUAAGCUUCCUUUAGAAGAGGUGAGCUGAAUCCAUUUAACAUAAGAAUUGAAAAUAGGGAGGGUGGUACCAAAAACGAAGGUCAGGAAAUGAUUAACUAUUUUAGGAAAAGUGUAUAUUGCUAGCUCAUUCCAGAAUGAGUUUAUUUACAGUUAAAUGUUGUAAAUGUACUAGCAUUUAUAACAUUGAAAGUGUAUAUUCUCCAUUGUUCCUUCUUGUUUUGAAUACUUCAUUUGAUGGCUUUAAAAAAUUUAUUGAGUGCUAUUAUCUGCAGCACAUGGUAGUAGGCUUAUGAUUUGAAAAAUAUGAUGUAUAGGGGAAUAUUAGGUAUUGUGAUGUCAUAGAAUAUAUCACCAUAAGAGAAAAGACUGUUCAUAAGUAGUUUUUAGGACUUUUUAAGAAUUGUUUUUAAGGGAAAUGAAUAGAAAUAAUCCACUUUGAAAAAGCCAUGGCAAAAUCAAAGACAAAACACAGACUUUGUUCUCAGGAAUCUUCAGUAUCUGCACUGCUGGCAAGCUGCAGCCUGAGUGGUAGUAAUUCCUCUCAUUCUGAUGGCUCGUUUCACUAUAAAGAUAAGCUGUACAGAUCUGCUUCUCAAGCUCUACAGGCUUAUAUUGAUGAUUUUGAUCUAAGCCAAAUAUAUCCUGGUGCAAGCACUGGAAAAAUUAAUAUUGAUGAGGAUGUUACUAAUAUGUCACAGUUCUGCAACUAUAUUUACAAACCAAACAAUGCUUUUGAAAACCUUGAUCACAAAAAGCACUCAAACUUCGUAUCCUGUAGAAGACAGACUAUUAAUGACGUAGACUCCAUGAGCCUAACAACUGAUGAUCUAUUAAGACUCCCAGCAGAUGGAUCAUUUUCUUAUACUUAUGUUGGACCGAGUCACCGAACGAGCAAGAAAAACAAGAAAUGCCAUGGAAGACUGGGUUCAUUGGACAUUGAGAAGAAUCCAAAUUUUCAAGGACCCUACACUCCCGUGGGCAAUGAUAACUUUGUUACUCCUGUUAUACGCACAAAUAUAAAUGGAAAGCAAUGUGGUAGGCUAAAAAACCCAAAACUUAUUCAUAGGACUAAUAAUUGCAUUUCUGAAUCAUCUUUGUCUUUUCCCAAGAAAUCGUCUUUCAAGGACAGUUCAGAACACAGUCUUGAAAAGAAUUAUCCAAGAUGGCUCACUAGCCAGAAAUCUGACCUGAAUGUUUCAGGGAUAACUAGUAUACCUGAUUUCAAAUACCCAGUCUGGCUCCACAAUCAAGACUUGUUACCUGAUGCAAAUAGUCAAAGGGUUUAUCAAAUAUUUAAAGAUGAUCAGUGUUCCCCUAGACAUAGUCAUCAGGCACAAGGAACUUCUCGGCUUAUGAAUAAAUUAGAUUGUUUUGAAUAUGCUUUUGAACCCUCAAACUUUUCAAAUUCCUUGAGUGAUGAUAAAGAAUUAGUUAAUGAAUACAAAUGUGAUUUUGAACAUAGCCAAUGUCAAUGUGAGAAUCCACUUCUCCCAGGACAAUCCACAAAGCCAUUCAGUGGUGACAAAAUUGAAUUGCUUAUCUUGAAGGCCAAGAGAAAUCUAGAGCAGUGUACUGAAGAAUUACCAAAGUCCAUGAAAAAGGAUGACAGUCCUUGCUCAUUAGAUAAACUUGAAGCAGAAAGAUCAUGGGAAAAUAUUCCUGUUACUUUCAAAUCUCCUGUUCCCGUUAACUCUGAUGAUAGUCCUCAACAAACUUCAAGGGCAAAGAGUGCUAAAGGGGUUCUUGAAGACUUUCUAAAUAAUGAUAAUCAGAGCUGUACUCUUUCUGGAGGCAAACAUCAUGGUCCUGUUGAAGCCCUGAAACAAAUGUUAUUUAACCUUCAAGCAGUACAAGAACGUUUUAAUCAAAAUAAGAGCACAGAUCCAAAAGAAGAGAUUAAACAAGUUUCAGAAGAUGAUUUCUCUAAAUUACAGUUGAAGGAAAGUAUGAUUCCUAUUACUAGGUCACUUCAGAAGGCUUUGCACCAUUUAUCUCGCCUGAGAGACCUGGUUGAUGAUACGAAUGGAGAACAGUCACCGAAAAUGUGAAGAGGAAAAUGAAACUGUCACCACAAUAAAUAGUCACCACAGAACAAAUAGGCAUUUUUUCUAUUACUUAAACUGACAGAGUAAAUAUAAGCCAUACAUUAUUUUGUGGUUUGUUCAAGGAUUAUAUAUUUCUAAAACACUAAACUUGAAAAUACCCAUAGGUUUUGGGACCUAUCUUUAUUUUGUGCCAAUAUACUAGAAUGUGAACUGCAAGGACCCACAAUGUAUCCUAAAGUCUUACUUUCGCCUUCUGGCCAGCAAAUGUCUAAUAUUUAAAGAUGGAUGACUUCUGUUCUUGAAGCUUACCUGGAUUUAACCUUCUUCAGCAUCCUCAACAUUUUGUUACCUGGUUCAGGAUCAUUAAGAAACUUACUGGUUUUUAUCCAAAAUCUUUUACGUUAAAUAGACUUUUUUAAAGAUAUAGUUAGCAUCACUUUUAAACAGCUUAGAGGAAUAUCAAAAUUGUUAUUGUGUAUCUCAUCUAUAAGGAAGUCUGUUACUUUGAAAUUUUCAUAAAUUUAAUAUUUAAGAUACAUUGUAUUUGAAAAUUGCAUUAAUAGUGGGGUGAUACUGUGUUAAAAGGAACGUUGUGUUGUGACAUUCAAGAGAACCUCCUCAUUUAAUUAGUACUUUGAUUCUGUGUAAGAUAAUCUUGGUAAUGCUUGACAGUUUCCGAACCUUUUUUUGGAGGGAUAUUUAAGAAUUUAAUAUUUUGAUAUUAGAUUGUUUCCCAGAUUUUAAUUUUGGGGUUAGCUCAAACUAGUGAAAACUAUGACUCAAUGGCCAAUUGCUUUAUCAAAUUUGAUAACUAAAACUUAAAACGAAUAUGGAAAAUCAGAAAGCAACUCUGUAUUUUAGAGCUAUUUUGUAAGAGUUGUGCUUUCUUUAACACAAUCUGUAGUCUUAAGUUUGUCUCUAGCUGGAACUGAACAAAGCUCUAUAAUUUUUACCAAGCACUUAUUAUUAAUACUUCUUAUAAGUAGUAAGCAUCUUUACUAACACAAGUGAGAAUUAAGUCAUAAAACAUAACUAAUACAGCACAUUAUUGCCUGAUGAAAUUAAAGAGUACUGUGUGUAUAUAUAACUACUACAGAUUAACACUUCACCCAAAUGAUAGCGUUUUUCCUCAGUAGAUUUAUUGUCAAAUAGGAAUUUCUAAGCACAUUGAGUCAAAGCAUUUUUUCCAAGUUAAUAAAGCGUUAUUUACUAUCUUUGUUAGAGGUGACAUGUCAAACACUACAGUGAUCCCUGUGGGUUUUUUGUUUUUUUUUUGCCAGUGAGUUUUUUACCGUGAUGCUCUGACCAGUUUGAGUGGCAAUUACCAAUAGAUUUGUUUUCUUUAUUCUGUGGAGAUGUUUUUACCACUGACACUUUUCUGAUUAUAGUCUGCUUCAUAGAAAAUAGCCUGCAUAAUCAAACAAGGAGUUACUUUGAAAUUAAAGUAUGCCUGGCUAUUAAAAAUGCAGAUUUUAGGUGGGUAAAACAUCAGGUAGGUCUGGGUGGGUCAUGUUCUAGGCCUAGAAAAAUACACUAUUAGACAAGUUCUAAAGAAGGCAAGGAGAUAAAGGCAUCAGGUGGUAACUUCUAACUGAAUAUUAUAUGUUGAUCAUACAUAAUAUAUACUAUGCCUGGAAAUUAUAAUGACUGAAAAGCACCUAUUUGAUUAGUGCUCCUAUUCAUGAGAACAUAUCUCCAAUACUAAAUGAGAUAAGCCUGUUCUAAAAUCUUGUAGCCAGUAUUUUAAGAAACUUGAUUAUGCUUACCAAAGGAACAUUGUUUGUUUUCUCUUGUUUUAAAUAUGGAGAGGUUUAAUCCUUUACCUAACAAAGGAAUUAAUUUUAGCAAAAUGAUUCAUUCCAACCUUCUUAUAAGAAAUAUCUAGGAGAGUCAACUAAGAAAAAUAACGAAUCUAAGUGAUAAACGUUCAAGAAAUUCUCUAAAUAAGAGAUUUAUUUACAAUUUUAAUAUCUCAGGGUUCUUUUUAGGUUUCCAGGGGAAAAGAGCAGGAUAACAGUGUGGAGACUGCUAAGUUGAGAAUUUAAAACAAAUGAGAACAUAAGAUUUUAAAAAUUGCAUUGUGAAUGUAAAAUUUUUUAUCAAUACUUUGCUCUCUUUUAGACAUAUUAAGAAAAUGUUAAAUAGAAAAAAUUAAGAAAUUUUAAUAAGAUGUUUCAGAUCUUUGAGUAUGAAAAGCAUAACAAAAAAGCCUAAUUUCAAAAAACUAUUUGAGAUCAAGGGACAAUGGUGUGACCAAUAUGAAGGGUCAAGACUGACAUGUAUUGUCUUUACUAUCAAGAACUCUACUUUCAGUUUUUUCUCGGACAGUUAAUUUCAGCUUCAUAGAGAUUUCUGACCAAAUUAAGGAACACUGUUUUCCUGGGUUUGUUUUGGGUAUAUGUCAUUAUAGUUAUGUUAUUUCUUGUUGAAAUUUAUAAUUGUGGGUUUUUUGUAUUGUUUUAGUAUUUAAUGGUGUAUAAUGUGUUAUUAAAUUAUAUGUAGUUAUACCAAAAUAUUGCCUAAAGAUAAAUCGUGACAAGGUCCCCUGUUUAUUCCUGUGUUAUAGAUACAUGGAAUUGCUCCUGUAGAUUUGAAUUUUUGUUUCAUUUUUUUUCUGUCCCACCCUUCACUCUCUGUAUCUCAGAACAUUUUUGGUAGAAGUGCUAUCCAGAACUGAACUUGUCAAAAGGCAAGUAGCAUGAAAGAAGACAAAAGAAGCAAAAGGCUAAUAAAGUGGAUAAUUUCUGAGCACGUGAAGUUUCUUCAAAUGUGCAAGACUAUGUGUCUUCCUAUUAGAUGUAUAAAUUGGAUAUUUCAUGCCUAAUUAAAUGUUGUGUUGGAUUGCA
Messenger RNA from Pongo pygmaeus (Bornean orangutan), 5833 nucleotides. RefSeq names its product chromosome 17 C18orf54 homolog (gene C17H18orf54). The record is from RefSeq and is a predicted model, not a curated record. Lineage: Eukaryota; Metazoa; Chordata; Mammalia; Primates; Hominidae. The transcript has 8 exons. The coding region runs from base 1389 to 2990 and encodes 533 amino acids.